This is a messenger RNA of Sinocyclocheilus grahami, 2418 nucleotides long. RefSeq names its product solute carrier family 43 member 3b (gene slc43a3b). The transcript is spliced from 12 exons. The coding region runs from base 728 to 2059 and encodes 443 amino acids. Gene Ontology annotation, molecular function: transmembrane transporter activity. Lineage: Eukaryota; Metazoa; Chordata; Actinopteri; Cypriniformes; Cyprinidae. The record is from RefSeq and is a predicted model, not a curated record. Gene Ontology annotation, biological process: transmembrane transport.
AGUUUCAAUCCGUUGUGCUGAAUGACACGAGCUUGUAUUUGGGUGUGGAUCAGUGCAUUUCUCAGUCGACUACAAAACCCUAAAAUGUUGCCCAUUCAGACAAUCUUGCUUUGUGGCAUUUUUGCUCAAAGCCGCCUAUCUCACGCUUUAAUGUGGAAUGUAUGUUUGAGGAGUCAGAGAGUGAGGCACAAACUAGUAUUUCAGAGCUUAUCAGUGCUCUCAGUAGUUCAUUCACUUGUUCCUCUCAAAAUCAGUUAAAUUGUAAAAGGGUUAAAGGGGGUUGUACAGCAGCACACCGAUUCCCAGAACCAGCUUCAAUUUAUACACACAAAAACGCGUUUUAGAAUUAUAUUUAUUUACGCUUUUAUUUUGACAUUUAAUAAGGAUCAGUAGGGAACUUGUUUUAUCAAAAUGUUUGAUGCAGAAUUCAACAAGCAACUAUUUAGCAAAAAAAAAAAACAGCUCUGUUAUUGAGAUCUGUGCUGGAUUGAAUGAUUACAAGCAUCUGCUGCUGAGAGUGUCCUAGAAGGAAAUAAGAGGAGGGAUUUGUAAAAAUGGGAGGGAGAAGAAACACAGAGGUCCAUAUAAAGAGACAGUAAGUGAGCGGGAGGGAGAAGUGGAUGUCUGUACACUUUGUUGAAGGAGUUGACGAUUCAGGAGGCACUGGAGAAACUCCAAAAUAGUUUGAAAAGAGGGCAGAGGAGUGCAGCAGAGAGAAAGAGGCAAGAUGUUUGGCUGCCAGGGAGGCGGGUUGAGGGUACGGUCCUGGUUUACUCUGAUAUCUGGGUUAGUGGAAUGUUUGGGGUUCGCGGGUGCUGUUUUUGGCUGGGCAUCGUUGGUUUUUGUGCUCAAGACUGAAGGCUACUUCAGAAGUCUAUGUGUGAAUGCCACAAUAAAUGGAACUGCUGUUGAAGACUGCAGUAGACAGGAUGAGCAGCUCUCACUCAUCUUCACCAUCGCAUCCUUCAUGAACAACUUCCUCACACUGCCAAAUGGCUUCCUGUUUGACCACUUUGGCACCACUGUUGCCAGGAUACUGGGAAUAUCGGUUUACACUGCAGGAAUGUUGUUAAUAGCCUUUUCAAGUCCUGUGAACUCCGUCCUCCUCUUCCCUGCUCUGUCCUUCAUUGCUGUGGGAGGAAUUCUGUUCUUGAUGACCAACAUACAGGUGGCGAAUCUCUUUGGCACGCACCGCUCCACUAUAAUCACUCUGUAUAAUGGAGCAUUUGAUUCUUCCUCUGCAGUUUUCCUCAUCAUCAAGUUGCUGUAUGAGGAUGGAGUCUCUUUGCAAGGGUCUUUCCUCUUCUUGGCCUGCUGCAGUGUCAUUCAUCUGUUCCGGACAUUUGUGCUGAUGCCUCGUACACAUAUCCCAUACCCGCUUCCGGAGAACUACACCUAUGGGAUGAAAUGUGGAGGGACUCGGGAUUAUGCAGUUGCAAAGGUCGAAGAGAAAAACAUCCAAACUUCCCAGUCUGAGGAGGAAAUGCCAUUUAAAGAGACUUCUCCUCAAGGCCAAAACACAGACAAAAUGGAGCGAAGUUUCAAGAGCUGUUUGCUUUCCUGGUUCUUCUUGUGGCAUCUGCUGUGGCUUUCAGUGAUGCAGUUGAGACACUACUUGUUCAUCGGGACCUUAAACCCGAUGCUGAAUCAUCUGGCUGCUGGAGACCCAGGCCUUGUCAGUAGAUACACAAAUGCGUUUGCAUUUACUCAGCUGUGUGGGAUCCUGUGUGCCCCCUGGAAUGGUCUCAUCAUGGAUCGCCACAAAGGAAAGCAGCGAGAACCAGGUCAGCACGUAAAUGCACACAUUUUCUUAGGGUUUCCAUCCGUACAUUUCGGAAAGCUAUAUGGAAUGGUGAUGGCUCUCUCAGCUGUGGUCUCACUGCUCCAGUAUCCCUGCUUCACUCUCAUUAAAGGACCACUGGGUGGAGACCCUUUUUAUGUGAACAUCGGUCUGACCGUUCUGAGUCUCCUGGCCUUCAUCAACCCUCUUUAUGUUUACCUGCACUGUCGGCGUCAAGCAGCCCAGCGAGCCAGUUCCAACAAAAGUGCCUCUUCAUAAGCCCUCUAUACCUGACCUAUGACUUUGAAAACUGGUUUCUAUUUCUUAUUAGUUUUUCUUUACAAAACUACACAAUGUAUGGUGGAAAGAAAUAUUUUACUAACCUUUCAGUGAACCUGUUUUGCAGAGGUUGACUCUUGACCCUGUGAUGGUAUGCGGUGUGUUAUCUCUCCUGUUCAUAGCAGGAAAUUGACCACUUCCCCAUCCUCUUUACUAUUUUUUUAAUGCACAUUAGUUGCUGGAUCUUAAUAAGGAGCAAUAAGUAGUCAGCCUUGUGACCGUGAACAUUACACGAAGAAAAUAUGAAAAAUGAAGGCACUGGUUAUCUUCCACCGUCCAGUGUUUUUGUUGCAAAAAAA